AACAACUCUUUCCACGAACCGCUCAGCUGUCCCGGGAGAGAGAGAGAGAGAGAGAGAGAGAGAGUGUGUUGGGGUUUUGAUUCAUUCUGUUGACUGGGAAAACAGCCGGCAUCGGCCGUCUAUUUAGUGCUUAUAUAUUCACUAAAAUUUAUAUUCAAAUGAGAAAUAAAUGUUUACGCGUUGAACAAUCAAACCAAUCCAAAUAAAGCCGCUCUUUCCUGGCGACUAAAGUCUAUACCUAUCCCUCUAUAUCAAACUCCUGACUUGUAUGGAUUUUCAAGGUAUUAUCGGCAUCACUGAACUGGGUUUCCUCUUCAUUUUCAUUCUUUUUGAAGUUAACUAAUCUUUGCAGAUUCGAAAGGUAGGGUGUUUCACAUAUGGUGGGUGAAUUGCGUAUUUCGUUAGUUUCUAGUUUUCAAUGACAUUUGAAGAAGCUUGGGUUUUUGGACUUGUGAUCGUCAAUUCUUUGAAAGAUUUGUAGUUUUUGAUUAGGUUUGUUCUAUUUGAUGUAUUGGGUAUUGGGGAAAGUUUGAGAUGGUGAAAAAAGAUCAUAGCUUUUGUUGAUUGUAUUUCAAAACUGUUGUUGAUGGGUAUGAUGGAGAGAGGGAGUUUCAGGAAGUCUGUUUUUCUUUUUAGGGGGAGAUUUGUGUUAGUGAAGGAGAAAAGUACCGUUAAUUGAUUGAAUUUGGGUGUUUUGGGAAGUUUGGUAUUGAUUUCAGGAAGAUAAUUGUCAUAGCGACAAGAAAAGUAUUGUUAGUUGAUUGAAUUUGGGUGUAAAGUGCAGCAUGGGUGUUAGUGAAGGAGAAAAUUACUGUUAAUUGAUUGAAUUUGUGUGUUUUGGGAAGUUUGGUAUUGAUUUCAGGAAGAUUAUUGUCUUAGCGACAAGAAAAGUAUUGUUAGUGGAUUGAAUUUGGGUGUAAAGUGCAACAUGGGUGGUAUAUGCACCACGGCUUCUUCAGCUGUCGAAGACAGAGACAGCCAGGCAAGCUCGAGGAAGAAAUUGUCGUCUUUGAGUAGACGAUCAUCAUCGGAGUUGCGAGUGAAUUCUUCAAGAAGACAUGAUGGAGUACGGGGUAAUGAUAGAUUGGGAUUGUACAGUGAUGAAGUGAAAGCUAUGCGCAUUGAUAAGAAAGCCAACGGUUCGAUUCGGGUUUAUGAUGAUCAGAUUGAGAAGAAGAGGAGAGAGAAGUCUGAAGUCUCUGCUAUUGAUCAUCCAGGCGUGGGAAGGGUGCCAAAGGCUACACAUGGAGAGCAGAUUGCGGCAGGGUGGCCAGCUUGGCUAUCUAAUGUGGCCGGGGAAGCUAUCAAGGGAUGGAUACCGCGGAGGGCAAAUACUUUUGAGAAAUUAGAAAAAAUUGGCCAAGGAACUUAUAGUAGUGUUUACAAGGCUCGUGAUGUUAUCCAUGAUAAAAUUGUUGCUUUGAAAAAAGUACGAUUUGAUAAUCUGGAUAUUGAGAGCGUCAAGUUUAUGGCAAGGGAAAUCAUCAUUUUGCGAAGGCUUGAUCAUCCUAAUAUAAUAAAGCUGGAAGGCUUGAUCACAUCACAAAUGUCACGCAGUUUAUACCUUGUUUUUGAGUAUAUGGAACAUGAUCUUACUGGGCUUGCAUCACGCCCUGGCAUAAAGUUCUCAGAACCACAGGUUAAAUGUUACAUGCAGCAACUUUUAAGUGGACUUGAUCAUUGUCAUAGUCGUGGUGUCCUGCAUCGUGACAUAAAAGGUUCAAAUCUUCUUAUAGACGAUUAUGGCGUUUUGAAGAUUGCGGAUUUUGGCUUGGCUACUUCUUACAAUCCUCAUCAUAGUGUUCCACUGACAAGCCGUGUGGUCACUCUUUGGUAUCGACCACCAGAACUUUUGCUUGGAGCAUCUCACUAUGGUGUUGCGGUGGAUUUAUGGAGUACUGGUUGCAUACUGGGGGAAUUAUAUACUGGCAAGCCUAUCUUGCCAGGAAAGACAGAGGUUGAGCAAUUGCAUAAGAUUUUUAAGCUUUGUGGCUCACCUUCUGACGAUUACUGGCGAAAUUUGCGGUUGUCACAUGCAACAUUCUUCAGGCCACCACAGCCUUAUAGAAGAUGUGUUGCCGAAACAUUCAAAGAUUUUCCUGCUGUUGCUAUGGGGCUUAUUGAGACCUUGCUUUCUGUAGACCCUGCACAUCGAGGAACUGCAGCAUUGGCUCUAAAGAGUGAGUUCUUUACGACGAAACCUCUUGCUUGUGAUCCUUCAACUUUGCCAAAAUAUCCUCCCAGCAAAGAGAUUGAUGCGAAAGUGCGGGAUGAAGUAGCUAGAGCUAGAAGGCAAGGAGAUGUUGGAGACAAAGACCGGACGUUUGACCUCAAAAAGAGAGUACAAAAAGAAUCCCGGGCAAUUCCUGCAUCAAAUGCUGAUGCUCUGCCUUUCAAGCCAAUGCAGAGAAGACAAGGCCAAUCCAGUUUCCAGAGCAAAAGUGAAUUGUUCCACUCUCACAGGGAGGAAGCUCAUUCUGGUCUUUUGGUUGCUCCACCUAAACAGGCACGACCUGUUAAAGAAGUAGGAACAGGUGAACUGGAGCAUCUUCAAAAAAGGGUUUCCCAAUCAGGACCAUUGGUUCAUGGGCCUAGAUGGACAAAGUCUGGGAAGGAACUUGAUUCUCAAUCAGCUGCUUCUACUGCAUCCAACUUAUCAAAAUUGUCUGGUUUGGUAGCGACUAGAACUUUGUCGUUGUCCGAAGAUCACCAAGAAAAACCUGGUCCUGCACAGUCAGAUACAACAGAGCAAUUGGGCAGGUUGUCAGGAGCAGUUAGUGAAUCGGAGUCCAAAAGAAGGCUGGAUCAUAAACGUCACUCGCAGAUGAAUGGAGAUUUCUGUCAGAUUGAUGGAAAGGCCCGUUCUAAAGAACCAUCUCUGCAUGGUCCUGGGUCAAGGGGAAGCAAGAUGUAUGUCUCUGGUCCCUUACUAAAUUCAUCAAACAAUGUGGACCAGAUGCUUAAAGAGCACGAUCGCAAGAUCCAAGAAUUUUCUCGACGAGCACGACUUGACAAGACGAGAGUUGACAAAGUUCAUGCUCAAGGGAGGCGAGUGAGUGCUAAUUAGUGCCUCAUAUUUAAUCCUGUAGGUGGAUAAAUUAACAAUGGCAUCCAACAAUGUCAUGGAUAAUCAAUCGUCUCUGGCUCCAUGCACAAAGCUAUUUCUGCUCUUUUGUAAUUAUAAUUCUGUUUUAUUUUUUUUUUUUAAACUACACACUCUACAAUAAUAGAAAAAAGGCAGUGUAUAAAUCUUCUCUUUUGCAAUGCUACCCGACAUGGUCGAGGUGUUUGGAAAUUUGAUGAUGAUUAGAUUGUAUUUUGCUUAUUUAUCACAGAAUAUCACCACCAUUUCUUUC
Molecule: messenger RNA, 3356 nt
Organism: Alnus glutinosa
Lineage: Eukaryota; Viridiplantae; Streptophyta; Magnoliopsida; Fagales; Betulaceae
Product: probable serine/threonine-protein kinase At1g54610
Exons: 8
Coding region: 929-3067 (712 amino acids)
Biological process (GO): positive regulation of transcription elongation by RNA polymerase II; protein phosphorylation
Cellular component (GO): nucleus; cyclin-dependent protein kinase holoenzyme complex
Molecular function (GO): cyclin-dependent protein serine/threonine kinase activity; RNA polymerase II CTD heptapeptide repeat kinase activity; ATP binding
Source: RefSeq, a predicted model, not a curated record